AUGGGUUUCUUCAGUCGUCUGCGGAUGACAGACACCCCGAGGGAGGUAUUCAACCUUCGUCUUUUUUGGGCUGUGGGAAUCUUCGGUAUUCUCGGAGCAGGCAGAGGUAUCGAUGAGGGUCUCGUCGGAGGCAUGAUCACCCUCAAAAGUUUCAAGGACGAGUUUCCAUUAGAAGUGGGCUCUGCGUCAGAGAUCGCCGACCGCGAAUCGAAUAUCACAAGUAUGGUGCAACUUGGAUCCAUAGGCGGUGCUUUGCUAGCAUUCCUGCUGUGUGAUCGCAUCGGCCGUGUCCGAACACUCCAAUUCCUCACGAUCAUCUGGGCCCUCGGUUUCGUGAUCGUUAUUACCAGCUUUGGCAACAUCGGACAGAUUCUCGCUGGCCGCUUGAUUGCUGGUAUUGGAGUCGGUAUGACCACUGUCGUUGGUCCUACUUACCUAGCCGAGGUCGCUCCCAAGGAGAUUCGUGGUAUGUUGACGAACAUCUUUGCCGGUGCCGUGUAUUUUGGUGUCACAAUUGCCUAUUUCGCGAACUGGGGUUGCUCUGAGAAUAUCCCAGACUCCUCUCGAUCCCAAUGGGUGGUUCCGCAGUCUGUCCAUAUUAUGUUUUCAGGAGUCAUCUUCCUUUUGUCUUGGACCGUACCGGAGACUCCUCGUUUCCUUGUCAUGAAGGGCAAACAUGAGGAGGCUCUUACGAAUCUUUGCGCACUACGCAAAUUGCCAGCUGAUCACCCGAGUAUCAUGUCGGAGAUGGCCGAGAUUCGCGAUAACAUUGAGACCGAACAAGAAAGCACCCACGGAUCUUCCUUCUUGGGCAAGAUGAAGGAGCUUUUCAUGCUCCCGUCAAACCGCUACCGUUUGAUGUUGGGCGUUAUGUCGCAACUUCUCGGACAAUGGUCUGGCGCAUCAGCCAUCACAAUCUACGCCACCAGCUUCUUCGCCGCUCUUGGAAAAACCGGACAAAGUGAGAAGCUUUUUGCCACAUGUAUCCUCGGUGUCGUUAAGCUCAUAUCAUCAUAUCUCUCUGCCUUCUUCCUGAUCGAUUUCUUCGGCCGGCGUCGCUCGCUGUACACGGGAAUUAUCAUCCAAGCCGCCACCAUCUGCUACAUCGCCAUCUACCUGGCCAAAGUCCCAGCCUCAGCCCAUGUUGGCGAGGACGGCGCAGCUGCAAUCACAGGCUCUGCUAAACAAGCAGGUGUCGCCGCAGUCGCAGCAAUCUAUCUUUCCGGCUUUGGCUGGUGUAUCGGCUGGAACUCGUUCCAAUAUCUGGUCAAUGCAGAGGUGUAUCCCAGUCGAUUGCGCGCUCUCGGCUCGUCUAUUGUGAUGUGCACCCACUUUGCCAAUCAGUUUGGUAACACCAAGGCCGUGCCCAGUAUGAUUCUCGCCAUGAAUAACUAUGGCUUCUUCUUCUUCUGCAGUGCGGUUUGUGUUGCCGGUCUUGUGUGGGUGUGGUUCUUUGUCCCUGAGACUGCAGGAAGAAGUCUCGAGUCGAUGGAGGCAUUGUUUGAGUUGCCUUGGCACCAGAUCGGUCGUCAUGGUAAGGAGCUUGCUCCUGAGGGAAUGAACUACUACGAUGAGAGUGACAAGGAGAAGUCGGCUGCUGUUCACCGGGAAUAG
Messenger RNA from Penicillium paradoxum, 1614 nucleotides. RefSeq lists its product as uncharacterized. Gene Ontology annotation, biological process: transmembrane transport; carbohydrate transport. Gene Ontology annotation, molecular function: carbohydrate:proton symporter activity. The record is from RefSeq and is a predicted model, not a curated record. The coding region runs from base 1 to 1614 and encodes 537 amino acids. Gene Ontology annotation, cellular component: membrane. The transcript is spliced from 3 exons. Lineage: Eukaryota; Fungi; Ascomycota; Eurotiomycetes; Eurotiales; Aspergillaceae.